Eupeodes corollae is the source of this 4862-nucleotide messenger RNA. It is a transcript of the gene Blm, whose product is annotated as recQ-like DNA helicase Blm. Gene Ontology annotation, cellular component: cytoplasm; nucleus; chromosome. The transcript is spliced from 10 exons. Bases 147 to 4709 code for a protein of 1520 amino acids. Gene Ontology annotation, biological process: DNA replication; double-strand break repair via homologous recombination. Lineage: Eukaryota; Metazoa; Arthropoda; Insecta; Diptera; Syrphidae. Gene Ontology annotation, molecular function: 3'-5' DNA helicase activity; nucleic acid binding; four-way junction helicase activity. The record is from RefSeq and is a predicted model, not a curated record.
CAUACGAACCAAAAAGGAUUUAAAUUUUAAAAUACUCAUUUAAAGAAAAAAUAUAACUUAUCUGCUAUUUUCUUUAUAUAAAAUUGAUAAUUAUUUUGUUAUAUUAAUAUCGAAGAGUUAUUCACACACUGCCAGCAAAUGCAAUUAUGAGUAAAAAAGAUUCUAAAAACGGAAAGCAGCUUUCCUUAAGUUCAUUUUUAAAUUACAAUGAAUUAAAAAAGAAAAAAGCCGCCAUAACCGAACAAAAUACUUCCAAAGGUCUACAAAAUGUGUCUUCUGUUUCCAAGAAUCCUGUUCGAAAGAAAAUCAAUGCAUUAUGUCUGGAAUCUUCAGAUGAAGAAAUAUUUGAGAAUGAGUAUAAGAGUUCGUCACCUGUUAAGAAAACUAACAUAUUUAAUCGUCACACUGGGAAUACAUCAUCACCUAAACCCUCAUCAAUUAAUUCAGUAGCAGAAAAUGUAAUUGAUCUUGAUCUUGAUCUCGAUCUUGGCCUUGAAAGGCAAAAAUCAAUCGAAAACUUAUCUCCUAUGGAGAGUAAAUAUAAGACCAACCAUUCGUUUAUUAAUAAUCAUUCACUAUCUCCUGUGGAGAGUAAAUACAAUCUUAAUAACUCAACCAUAUUAUCACCUGAUAAAUUAAGUCUAGAUUCUAUUGAUGAAUUGAUUCGAAAUGAUUCAGUUUAUACUAAAGCCUUGUCCAGCAUCAACAGAAAUAUUGAAAAAAUAAACAAAAUUGAAAAAAUCAAAGCAACGCAGUCAACAAUAUCACCUGUUAAGUCAGCUCCAUCGAUUAAGCUUCCAAUAAGCGAAUUGUUGCCAAACAAUAAUAAUAAUAUCAAUAGUAUUAACAAUGAAAAGAUAGGUAGUCUUAAAGAAUCUCCACUGUUUUUAGAGGAUCCAGUUAAACAAAAUGAUUCAAUUAAUGUUGAUGACGAGAAUGUUCAAGUUGAUGUUCCAAAGAAGCAUUCGCCAGCUGUAUAUGAACCUAAGACAACGGAAACUGCCUCGGAUAAUGCGAAGAAUGAUCCUGAAGUGCAAGAAGAAAAAAAACCAAAACCAUUUGUUGUUUUUGAGAAUGGUCUCGAUGAGUAUUUAUGCAGUAUUCUACAAACAGAUGACUUUAAAUCUAAUAUUAUGAUGGAUAGUGAAAUGGCUCUCGCAUCGAGACUCUCAUUCUUCAAAUCAACUUAUCUGGACCUUGUUGAAAAAUACUGUAAUAUAAUUGAUCAAAUACCAACUGAUUUUUUCUCAGCUAUUAAUGGAUUUCAACCUAAUACUUUUCUAAAGCUUAAAAUUCUUCGCCAAAAGUUUAAAGCUAAAACAAAACUUAUUCAAAAUACACUCUCGAAACGUAAAGAAGAGAGAGAAAAACAAUUCCAACACCAAAGUUUUUCUGAUAAUGAUGAUGAGGAAAAUCAGAUUAGUCGUCAGCUUACAAAUGUCAAAACCAACCAAUUACAGUUAACAAAUAAACCUGUUUACCAAAAUUUCCCAGAUGCGGAUGAGGAAGAGGAAUUGCGACAAAUGGAAAUUGAUUCAAAUGCAAUUCAUUCAAAUUAUCCAGAAGAAAAUGAAGAAGAAGAAAUCAGGCAGCUAGAGGAAAGGUCUCGAAAGCAGAAAUGCCCAAUCUCAGAAAGACAAGACAAAGAUAUGAUAAGAAAACGGCAAGAACUCAUUGAUGAUUUAUGCGAAGAGGUACCAAGUUAUAUGAACGAAAGCCCCCAAGUCAUUUGUCUGGACGAUGAUGAUAGCGUUCGUGAUUCGAAAGCGAAUACUGACGAUACUGAUGAAUUUGAUAGUUUUCUGCACGAAAUUAAAAGCCAUGAAGAUAUGCUGCAUGGUAAGAAAUCCGAAUAUGAUUCUUUUAUUUAUAAAGAUUUUGAGGAUACAAGAGUGGAAAAUGACAAGGAAUCCAAAACCACUGGCCAGAGAAUUCUUUUCGAGGACAAACAAAGAGAACCAACACCCGAACAGGUCGAUGCCGACGGAUGGCAAGUGUAUGAUUUUGAAAAGUUCGAAAGCGCUUCACAAGUAGCAGCUGCACCAAAGAGUGCACCGAAAAGUGCACCGAAGACUGCACCUUUAAUUCAGGUUCGAAGUUUCCUUGAGCUUCAAAAUCCUUCGACUAGUUUAGCGAUGCAAAAUCGAAAUUUGUAUAGUCCAAGCUCAUCACAGGCUUCAUGUUCACCAAAAAAUACUCAUCUUCCAAACAAAUCAGCGCAGAAAGUUGAUGGAAAAUUCCAUUCGAACAUAAACAACGAUGGUAUUACAGGCGAGUUCGAUGGUCAUAACUAUCCGCAUUCGAGUACUCUAAUGGAGGCGUUACAAUUUAGCUUUGGUCUAAAGACUUUUCGGCCGAAUCAGUUACAGGUUAUUAACGCAGCACUCACAAACCACGAUUGUUUCGUACUAAUGCCCACGGGUGGGGGUAAAUCUCUAUGUUAUCAGCUUCCUAGUAUUUUAACUGAAGGUGUCACUAUUGUUGUGAGUCCCUUGAAGUCUCUAAUUUUGGAUCAAGUCAAUAAAUUAAAUUCCUUGGACAUCUAUGCAAAGAAUUUAUCAGGGGAACAAAGUUUGAGUGAGGUGCGUGGUGUUUUUGUUGAUUUAGAAUGUCAGCCACCAAAAAUUAAAAUCCUUUAUGUCACACCUGAAAAGAUAUCAAACUCAGUAAAGUUCCAGGAUAUUUUGGAUUUACUCUACAGCCGAAACUGCAUCAGCCGAUUUGUAAUUGAUGAGGCUCAUUGUGUUUCUCAAUGGGGACAUGAUUUUCGACCAGAUUUCAAAAAGUUGGGAAUACUUCGAAAACGGUUUCCAAAUGUCCCAACAAUGGCUCUAACAGCAACAGCAACCCCUCGCGUCCGUAUUGAUAUCUUACGACAAUUGGGUCUUACUCAAUGCAAAUGGUUUCUAUCGAGUUUCAACCGACCAAAUUUGCGUUAUUCAGUCUUACCAAAAAAAGGUGUAAAAACUUUUGAUGAAAUUAUAAAAUUCAUAAAAUCUCAGCCCGUCUCGUCAAGUGGUAUAAUUUAUUGUCUGUCGCGAAAAGAAUGUGACACUGUUUCCGAUAAAAUGAACUCGUGUGGUAUUAAAUCAGCCAGUUAUCAUGCAGGCCUUAACGAUAAUCUUCGAGAAUCCAGACAAAAAGAUUGGAUUACUAAUAAAUUUCGUGUUAUAUGUGCGACGAUUGCUUUUGGCAUGGGUAUUGACAAACCAGAUGUACGUUUUGUAUUGCAUUAUUCAAUGCCAAAGAGCAUUGAAGGCUAUUAUCAAGAGGCUGGUCGUGCUGGACGCGACGGUGAACUUGCUCAUUGCAUACUCUACUAUAACUAUGGCGAUAUGUUGCGCUAUAAAAAAAUGAUUGAUGCUGACGGUGGAUGCGAUUAUAAUGUUAAAAAAAUUCACAUAGAUAAUCUGAAUCGAAUUGUUGGGUUUUGCGAAAAUGUAAGCGAUUGUCGAAGGGCUCAGCAAUUGGACUAUUUUGGCGAACACUUCACGAGCGAACAGUGUUUACAGAAUCGUCAGACGGCAUGUGAUAAUUGCUUGAAAAAAAAAGAUUAUGUGACUGAAUCGGAAUUGAAAGAAUUGGAUGUAACUGAAGACUGCAAGGUAGCUCUUCGCGCUAUUAAAGACAUUUGUUCUGGCCGUUCCAGAUUUACUCUACUACACAUUGCUGACGUCCUCAAGGGAUCAUUGAUAAAGAAAAUUGUCGACAACAGACACAAUACACUGCCUUUUCAUGGACGUCUAAAAGAUUGGGACAAAAAUGACAUUCAACGACUCCUACGGAAAUUAGUUAUUGAAGAGUUUUUGCGCGAGGACAUGAUAUUCUCGAAUGACAUUCCUCAAGCCUACAUUAAUAUUGGACCCAAAGCUCAAAGUCUAAUGACUCAGAAAAUUGAAAUACGAUUUGCCAUUAUGAGAACCGAAAAGGCAGCAAAGAAUUCAACAACCGAAAAUGAUGAACCAACAACAUCAGGUCAAUCUCGUAAUGAUCGUAAAUCUCCGCCAGAACUGAAAUCGAUUUCAGAACGUUGUUAUACAGAACUUUUGGAUCUGUGUAGAACUAUAGCAGCAACGAAGAAUGCAACAAUGGCAAGUAUUAUGAAUAUUCAAGCUCUAAAAGCUAUGGCAGAGUCCUUGCCAGAGACAGAAGCUGAUAUGCGUGCUAUUCCUCAUGUCACGAAAGCAAAUUACGAUAAAUAUGGUGAGAAGAUGUUGGAAAUCACUCGAAAUCAUGCCGCGGAAAAACUCUGUCUUUUAAUGGAUCUGGAAGAGAACACUUUGAUAGAAGAUGCUAGUGAUGUUGAGAUGACCAUUCCUCCAUCGCCAAAAGCUUCUGUUAGCCGGAAAAAAACAACAAAACAAUCAUUUGGCGACAAUCAAAAUAAUAUGCAAGAUAUCGAUGACUUUUCUACCUCGUGGGAUUCAGUUGCACCUAGUAAAACAAAUGGGUACCGUGGAAAGCGGAAAGGGUCAUGGCGAGGGAGUGCGGCCAAGAAGUACAAAAGAGCGGCAAACACGUCAGUUAAUGGAGGAGUUUCAAGUUCAUAUAUAGUAAAGAGUCCGAAGAAGAGGGGUGGCAGGAGAGGAGCUGCAAGGGGUGGGUCGGCAGCUGGAAGCAAGAAAACUGGAAAUAGUGGUUGGAUUUGCAAGAAAAACAGCAGUUCUCAAGGUGGUUUUGAUCUAAUGCCGAUUCCAAAGCAGAAGUAGAAAAAGUGUACCUUUUAUGUUCAAUGUUAAGUAAUGUUAAGUUAAUGCAUUUAAGAAAAUUAAAUAUUAUAUUUGUGAGAAAGUUCCACACAAACAGAUUUCCUAAUGUCCUACAGAAUGUGCUUUUUCAAAAUAAAGUUUCUAUUUUUAUAA